CGAUGAACAGAACCUCAUCCUCAUCCUCACACUCGCGACCCCGUCCAUCAGCGCGAUCCUCCUCAUUCGCCCCAUCACUACGGCGGCGCGUCUCCGUACCCUCCGCCGCCGACGCUAGUCGUGAUGAUCCCGAGGCCUUAGAAGCCACUUCAACCGAUCAUGCCAUUGUCGAGGAGAUUGCUGAAAUCAAACGAUAUGAAGAUUUCACGACGAUUGAUUGGGUGCAAGAUGCGGCACGAGAACAAUUGCGCCGGAAGGCGAAGCGGCGGGAAAGAGCGGGCUUCGCGAGGGAAGGGAGGGUAGGCUGGAGGUCGGGCAAAUGGAGGAGGGCAGUCGUCGAGGCGUACGAUGCUGGCCAAGCUUGGAUUGUGGUGACGCUGGUUGGCGUGGCGAUUGGGCUGAACGCUGCUAUGCUGAAUAUCAUCACCGAGUGGUUAGGGGAUAUCAAACUUGGACAUUGCGAAACAGCUUUCUAUCUGAACGAGAACUUUUGUUGUUGGGGAUCUGACAGCGGCUGCCCCGAAUGGAAACGGUGGUCUGGCUUCUGGCCGGUCAACUACGUUCUCUAUAUAUUCUCCGGUGCGCUCUUCGCCCUCACAGCUGCUACUCUUGUCAAACUAUAUGCGCCUUAUGCUGCUGGCUCGGGAAUAUCGGAGAUGAAAUGCAUCAUUGCUGGCUUUGUGAUGAAGGGCUUCCUUGGAGCCUGGACUUUGGUCAUCAAGAGCAUUGGCCUUCCUUUAGCGAUCGCCUCGGGGCUCAGUGUAGGGAAAGAGGGACCCAGUGUGCAUUAUGCAGUCUGCACCGGCAACGUCAUUUCGAGAUUCUUCAACAAGUACAGAAGAAACGCGGCAAAGACAAGGGAGAUAUUGAGCGCAAGUGCAGCUGCUGGCGUAGGAGUCGCCUUUGGCAGCCCUAUUGGCGGGGUGCUGUUCUCUUUGGAAGAGAUGAGCAACCACUUCCCCCUGAAAACUUUGUGGAGGAGUUAUUUCUGUGCAUUGGUCGCGACGGCUGUACUGGCUGCCAUGAACCCGUUUCGGACAGGUCAGCUCGUCAUGUUCCAGGUCAAAUACGAUCGGUCAUGGCACUUCUUCGAGAUUCUCUUCUAUUUGAUUAUUGGAGUCUUCGGAGGGCUCUAUGGCGCUUUUGUUAUCAAAUGGAACCUGAAAGUCCAAGUGUUUCGGAAGAAGUACCUCUCGCAAUAUCCGAUUACUGAAGCUGUCACUCUCGCAGUGCUGACGGCCAUUGUUUGCUAUCCAAACAUGUUUCUCCGAAUCGACAUGACGGAGAGCAUGGAGAUCCUCUUCCUGGAAUGUAAGAGCGGUAAUGACUACGAUGAGUUGUGCGAUCGCGACAAUCGCUGGCAUAUAAUACUGUCGCUUGCUAUCGCCACUAUCUUGCGAACGACUUUGGUCAUCAUCUCUUUCGGGUGUAAAGUUCCUGCAGGCAUCUUCGUUCCGUCAAUGGCUAUUGGGGCCUCUUUCGGACGCAUGGUUGGUAUCUUCGUUCAAUGGCUUCAUGAGUCUUUCCCAGACUCCGCAUUCUUCUCUGCAUGUGGACCAGACGGGCCUUGUAUUACGCCAGGCACAUAUGCUUUUUUGGGCGCUGGCGCGGCUCUGAGUGGAAUUAUGCACAUCACGGUGUCGGUGGUGGUCAUUAUGUUUGAAAUUACAGGCGCUCUGACAUACAUUCUUCCGACCAUGAUUGUUGUGGGUGUGACCAAGGCCGUCAGUGAGCGUUUCGGUCACGGCGGCAUCGCCGACCGCAUGAUCUACCUCAACGGCUAUCCGUUUUUGGAUAACAAGGAAGAGCACACGUUUGGUGUGCCGGUUUCACAGGUCAUGGUAUCGCAGCUGGUCUCGAUCCCCGCUACUGGUCUCGAAUUACGGCAGGUUGAGCGCCUCAUGGCCGAGAACCAGCUACAAGGUUUCCCCAUUGUUGAAGAUAGUUCGUCCAAAAUACUGCUCGGCUAUAUUGGUCGCACAGAGCUACGAUAUGCGCUUGACCGUGCCAAACGAGAUCAAAUGGCUCCUGGGCAUGCGAGAUGUUCGUUCGGAACGGUUAUCAACGGGGCAGAUGCGAGGACGCCCGGCUCGACGAUGCCAUCUGUAUCAUUCGACACCAUGGCGGCGACGUCUGCGCAACUUUCUGUCGACCUGUCCAAGUUCAUCGAUCCAACUCCACUUACGGUGCACCCCCGGCUCCCCCUGGAAACCGUCAUGGAGCUUUUUUCGAAAAUGGGACCCCGUGUGAUUCUGAUUGAAUACCGUGGCAAGUUGGUGGGCCUCGUCACGGUGAAGGACUGCCUCAAGUAUCAAUUCAAAGUAGAGGCACUGGAGAACCCACAGACGUCAGGGACGGUGGAUGCGCGGGAAGACAAGCUUUGGAACAUGAUCAAAACGGUGGCUGGGUGGGUUAAUGGAGGGUACAUGAAGGCGAGAAAACGAGUUGGGUUGGGCGGACAGGAGAUAAGGCUGGAUAGCCCAGUCGCAGCUCGAGGUGGUGGAGCGGGAUUUGGCAGCGAGGAAGAGAGAAGGCGUGAGAGUCAAAGUGGGACGACACAUGUGGAAUUGGAGGAUAGAGGAGAGGAUGGGUUUAGAUAA
Messenger RNA from Periconia digitata, 2600 nucleotides. Lineage: Eukaryota; Fungi; Ascomycota; Dothideomycetes; Pleosporales; Periconiaceae. The record is from the annotation of a GenBank genome assembly.